AUGAUUGACUCAUUCCAUACUAGAAAGAAUCGCAGGAAAUCUUUUGAUAACACGGAUUCCUAUUUCUCAAUCGUAUCCCACGAUCAAGACAAUUGGCUGAAUCCCGUGAAACCAUUUCAGAGAAGUUCAUUGAUAUCUUCUUUUUCUAAAGCAAAUCGACUUCGAUUCUUGAAUAAUCCACAUCACUUCUGCUUCUAUUGUAACAAAAGAUUCCCUUUUUAUGUGGAAAAGGCCCGUCUCAAUAAUUCUGAUUUUACGUAUGGACAAUUCCUCACUAUCUUGUUCAUUCACAACAAAAUAUUUUCUUCGUGUGGUGGUAAAAAAAAACAUGCUUUUUUGGAGAGAGAUACUAUUUCACCUUCGUCAAUCGAGUCACAGGUAUCUAACAUAUUCAUAUCUAACGAUUUUCCACAAAGUGGUGACGAAAGGUAUAACUUGUACAAAUCUUUCCAUUUUCCAAUUCGAUCCGAUCCAUUAGUUCGUAGAGCUAUUUACUCGAUUGCAGACAUUUCUGGAACACCUCUAAUAGAGGGACAAAGAGUAAAUUUGGAAAGAACGUAUUGUCAAACUCUUUCAGAUAUGAAUCUAUCCGAUUCAGAAGAGAAGAGCUUGCAUCAGUAUCUCAAUUUCAAUUCAAACGUGGGUUUGAUUCACACUCCAUGUUCUGAGAAAUAUUUACAGAGGAAAAAACGGAGUCUUUGCCUAAAAAAAUGCGUUGACAAAGGGCAGAUGGAUAGAACCUUUCAACGAGAUAGUGCUUUUUCAACUCUCUCAAAAUGGAAUCUAUUCCAAACAUAUAUGCCAUGGUUCUUUACUUCGACAGGGUACAAAUAUCUAAAUUUGAUAUUUUUAGAUAUUUUUUCAGACCUAUUGCGGAUACUAAGUAGCAGUCAAAAUUUGUAUCCAUUUUUCAUGAUAUUAUGUAUGGAUUAG
Brassica napus (rape) is the source of this 933-nucleotide messenger RNA. RefSeq names its product protein Ycf2-like. The transcript has a single exon. The record is from RefSeq and is a predicted model, not a curated record. Lineage: Eukaryota; Viridiplantae; Streptophyta; Magnoliopsida; Brassicales; Brassicaceae. Bases 1 to 933 code for a protein of 310 amino acids.